AUGUCCCAGCAGCUCCCAGUGGUCCCCACCAGUCACGGCCUCUCCCAGGUGGCUGCCGGGGAGCAGGAAGAGGAAGGGAAGGAGGAGGAGGAGGAGCAGGGUCGGCGGGGUCUCAGCUUCAAGUGCCUCCGUUCUCUAAGACACAAGCUCAGGGAGAGCAACUGGAGGAGGCAGCAGGACCCAGGGCUCGAGCCCAGCAGCAAGGCUGGUGGGGAAGACUCACAUGAUAAAGACCAAGCCCUUCUCCCCAUGCAGGAACCAGAGGAGAAGAAAAUUGCUCUGGAGCUGCUGGAGACAGAGCAGGCUUAUGUCAACCGCCUCCACCUUCUCGACCAGAUAUUUUAUAUAGAGUUGAUGAAAGAAGCCCAAAAUGGGAAGACAGUCCCAGAGGAGGUGGUGAAAAUGAUCUUCUCCAACAUCUCCUCCAUCUACCAGUUCCACUCCAGGUUCUUCCUGCCAGAGCUGCAGAAGCGCAUGGAGGAUUGGAGCUGCAACCCCAGGAUUGGGGAUGUGAUCCAGAAGCUCGCGCCGUUCCUCAAGAUGUACGGGGAAUAUGUGAGGAACUUUGACAAGGCCAUGGAGCUCAUCACUGUCUGGUCAGAGAAAUCCCCACCCUUCCAGGAGCUCAUUGCUGACAUCCAGAAGAGGAAGGUCUGCUCCAACCUAACGCUGCAGCACCACAUGCUGGAACCUGUGCAGAGGAUCCCACGCUACGAGCUCCUCCUGAAGGAUUAUGUCCAAAAACUCCCACCCCAGUCCCCAGACAGGGACGAUGCAGAGAAGGCCCUGGAGAUGAUUUUCAUGGUGGCCAAGCACUCCAACGCAGCUAUCGCCGAGAUGGAGCGGCUGCAGAACCUCUGGGUGGUCUAUCAGCGCUUGGGCCUCGAGGAUGACAUCGUGGACCCCUCCAACGAGCUGAUCAAGGAGGGACCAAUCCAAAAGAUCUCCACCCGCAGCAACAGCACGUCGGAGAAGUACCUGUUCCUGUUCAACAACAUGCUGCUCUACUGCGUGCCCAGGGUCAUCCAGGUGGGCUCCGAGUUCCAGGUUCACCUCCGCAUCGACGUGGAGGGCAUGAAGGUGCGGGAGCUGAAGGACACUCAGUUCCCUCACACCUUCCUGGUCUCGGGAAAGCAGCGGACGCUGGAGCUCCAGGCCAGGUCUGAGGAGGAGAUGAACGCCUGGAUCAAGGCCUUCCAAGAUGCCAUUGACAGGAAGGAGAAGAGGAGUGAGACCUUUAAGGCAGCAGUACCUGGGCUGGAGACAGACACCCCUGCACUGAAGAUGGAGGAGCUGGGCCGCCGAGCCCCGCAGUGGGUGCGGGACAACCUGGUGUCCAUGUGCAUGCGCUGCGGGGAGCCCUUCACCCCCCUGGCGCGCCGGAGGCACCACUGCCGAGCCUGUGGAUAUGUGGUGUGUGCCCGCUGCUCCGACUACAAGGCCGAGCUGCAGUACGACGGGAACCGCCCGAGCCGCGUGUGCCAGGAGUGCUACAUCUUCCUGACCGGGCACACGGUGCUGGAGGAGAGGGAAGGGAAGCACAAAGGGGUCCUGGAGAAGGGAGCUGCAGAGGUAUCCGGCAGGAGCUUGCUGUGCAGUUCCCUGCAGCUGCUGGACAAGAACGGCAAGGGGGGCACACGGGGCUGGUUUGUGAUCCCCCAGGAUGAUCCCCUGGUGCUCUACAUCUACGCAGCCCCCCAGGACGUCCGAGCCCACACCUCCAUCCCCCUGCUGGGCUACCAGGUGAGGGACCUGUCCCAGGGUGACUCCCGCCACCAAUUCCAGCUGGCUCAGUCCGGGCAGGUCCACACCUUCGUGGCUGACACGGAGGAGCUGAAGAGGCGCUGGAUGAGCAUCAUGACCCGCUGCGCUGCCGGGACCCCGCGGGAGGGAGGGGAUGGGGACUCCUGCCAGCAGGCAGAGUGA
Molecule: messenger RNA, 1926 nt
Organism: Chaetura pelagica (chimney swift)
Lineage: Eukaryota; Metazoa; Chordata; Aves; Apodiformes; Apodidae
Gene: FGD2
Product: FYVE, RhoGEF and PH domain containing 2
Exons: 15
Coding region: 1-1926 (641 amino acids)
Biological process (GO): cytoskeleton organization; filopodium assembly
Cellular component (GO): cytoplasm
Molecular function (GO): metal ion binding; guanyl-nucleotide exchange factor activity
Source: RefSeq, a predicted model, not a curated record